This is a messenger RNA of Poecilia latipinna (sailfin molly), 669 nucleotides long. Its product is annotated as negative elongation factor E-like. The coding region runs from base 20 to 259 and encodes 79 amino acids. The record is from RefSeq and is a predicted model, not a curated record. The transcript has 2 exons. NCBI's taxonomy places the organism in Eukaryota, Metazoa, Chordata, Actinopteri, Cyprinodontiformes, Poeciliidae.
AGAACCAGAACCGGGACACAUGCAGCACCGCAACGCUCAGACCCACCGCAGGAACCAGGACCAGGACCGGGACCAGAACCGGGACCGGGACCAGAACCGGGACCAGGACCGGGACCAGGACCAGAACCGGGACCGGGACCGGGACCAGGACCGGGACCGGGACCAGAACCAGGACCGGGACCAGAACCGGGACCAGAACCGGGACCAGGACCGCUCCGACGGAUCGCUGUUCUCUGAUAAAUCUACAUCAAUCAUUUAGUUUUAGGUUCUUCUGGAUCUUUUCCUGCUUUUUCUUCUACAUUAACUUUAAAAACAAUUAAAAUUAAACAGAUCAGAAGGAAAAUGUAAAGAAAUAAUGAAUGGACCUGGAUAAUUCCUGGAUCUAAACGCUGGAAAUAUUUAUGACCAAAAUGUGCAGAAAUUAUCUUUAAAUUAUCAUCCUGUGUUUCUGCAGACAGAUUAUUAUUAUUAUUAUUAUUAAUGCCUGCUUCAGUACUAACGCUAGCACUAACAUUCACAGUUGGAUGGGAUUAGCUCCCCCUGCAGGAUGGGAGGAAUGAAACCCAGAAACGUUCAAAUGCGUUUAGAUCCUGAAACAGAUCCAGGAGCUCAGAAAGUUGAUCACUAAUCAGGAAAACUUUCUCAUGAAAAUGAUCUCCGAAACUCAGU